AUGAUCGCCAAAGUCAAGACCGUGCUUGAGCAGCUCGAGGAAGUUGUCAAGGUCGAUGCCGACACCUUCGACUUUGACUACAUCAAGACGCUCCCCUUUAUCCCUCAUGACGCGACCAGCAACCAGGGGUUCAUCCACGAGUCUCUCAUCGACCCUCGCAACAGGGAUGUUGUCGACCAGACCGUCCAGGAGCUCAAGGGACAGUCGUGGGAGGACGUGUACGCCGUUUGUGUGGCGCGUAUUGCGAAGAAGGUGAUUCCUUUGAUCUCUGGUCGUGUGCUGGCUCAGACCUCGACCUCGCACGCAUACGACACCGACUACAUUGUGGGCCAUGCCCGCCUCUACGCCAAGUCCUUCGAGGCUGAGGGCAUCACUCGCGACCGCUUCUGCGUGAAGAUCCCAGUCACCAGCGCGGGCAUCAAGGCGGCACAGAUCCUCAAGGAGGAGGGCAUUCCUACUCUUGGCACAGCGCUCUUCUCCCUCCACCAGGCCAUUGCUGCCUCCCAGGCUGGCAUGCACGCCAUCAGCAUGUACCUCAACGAGAUUCCGGCCCACUCUGUCGCUGGUGUUUACCCCGAUGUUGCCGACCCCGCGACCCAGGCGCCAAUGGCUGCCCGCCACAUGCAUAUCCGUGAGACGUACAACCGUCUUGCCAAGGAGACUGGCAAGCCCCAGCCCCAGAUGAAGACCGCGUCGUUCUGCGUUCCCGGCGAUGUUCUGGCCUGUGCCGACCUUGGUGCCGACCACGUCACUGUCGGAACCCCUAUCCUUACCGACCUGAUGGAGUACUCGACUAUUCCUGAGUACCGCCCGGGCAUGUGGCAUGUCCCCUUCAAGGUGCAGGCCGAAGACAAGGAGCGCGAGUGGCACGUCUGGGCACCUGGCAAGCCGUCGGACGCCAGGAUGCAGGCUCUCCUCAAGGUCGACCCGGCAAGCAGCGUUCCUGCCGACAAGUGGACCAUGGCCUCCACAGACGUGGACUACACCGCGCCUGGCGUGGUGGACCAGUACAACGAAGCGGACCCUGCCACUCGCGACCGCCUCGCCAUGGCCCUGAAGUUCUUCAACGGCAAGGAGACUGAGAGCAAGGAGUUCCUGGAGGGUCUGCAGGCUGCGGCUUAG
Messenger RNA from Apiotrichum porosum, 1122 nucleotides. RefSeq lists its product as uncharacterized. NCBI's taxonomy places the organism in Eukaryota, Fungi, Basidiomycota, Tremellomycetes, Trichosporonales, Trichosporonaceae. The record is from RefSeq and is a predicted model, not a curated record. Gene Ontology annotation, molecular function: transaldolase activity. The transcript has 3 exons. Gene Ontology annotation, cellular component: intracellular anatomical structure. The coding region runs from base 1 to 1122 and encodes 373 amino acids. Gene Ontology annotation, biological process: pentose-phosphate shunt, non-oxidative branch; carbohydrate metabolic process.